UUCUGCUCAUGUCGAGACUCUUUCUUGUUCUGGAUACAGGGGCCGCCAUUUUGCUAGUGGCGCUGCUGUUUGUGGUCUACCGAGGUAGACAAUCGGCCCGAGGACCUCUACCCCCAGGUCCGCGGGGAUGGCCGUUGAUGGGUAAUGUGUUCGAUAUGCCUGCCACCAAUGAGUGGAACACCUUCAUGUCUUGGGGUGAGAAAUGGGGUGAUAUUGUCUCCGUAACAUUAUUCGGGCAACACAUCGUCAUUCUCAAUUCGAUUCAGCACGCCUAUGAUAUGUUUGAGAAGAAGAGCAAUGUUUAUUCGGAUCGUCCGGCCAUCACGAUGGCAGGAGAAAUGGUUGGUUGGGAUAGGACCCUGGUUCUUCUGCGUUACGGCACACGCUUUCGCGAAACACGCAAGCUGUUCUCUCAGUUGAUCGGUACCCGAAGCCAGACUGAACGAUUCUCUCUGCACCUCGAACAUGAGGUGCAUCGAUUUUUGCGUUGUAUCCUUCGUGAACCUACCUCGGUCCUCAAGGAAAUUCGGAAAACAACGGGCGCAGUGAUUCUCAAGAUGGCAUAUGGAUACGAGGUUCAAGAAGGUGACGACCCUCUCGUCGACCUGGUCGAUCGGGCAGUCGAUGAAUUCUCCAUUUCGACACGUCCCGGCGCGUUUUUGGUCGACACGUUCCCCAUCUUGCGACACGUCCCGGCUUGGAUGCCCGGAGCUAGCUGGAAGAAAAAGGCCAAAGUCUGGGCUGACGACCUCGAAAUGACAUGCAACGUGCCGUAUGCAUUCACUCAACAGCAAAUGUCGGCUGGGACUGCCAUUCCUAGCUUCACGUCCACCCAUCUGGAAUCAAACCCGGUCCCGGAGAAAGAGAUCGUGAUAAAAAACGCGGCAUUCUCAUUGUACAGCGCUGGCGCGGAUACGACAGUUUCAGCAAUAUCCACGUUUUUCCUGGCUAUGACAUGCUAUCCGGAGGCACAGCGGAAGGCCCAAGCAGAAAUUGAUGCUGUCAUUGGCAACGAUAGAUUGCCUACUCUCGCGGAUCGUGACAAACUGCCUUUUGUUACUGCUCUUUGUUGUGAAGUUCUCCGAUGGCAACCUGUCGCCCCGUUAGGAGUACCUCAUUGUCCGGUAGCGGAUGACUUUCAUGCAGGCUUCCUUAUCCCGAAAGGCACUAUAGUAUUCCCUAACAUCUGGAAAUUUCUGCACGACCCAGACACUUAUGCAAAUCCGUUCGAUUUCGAGCCGGAGAGGUUCAUAGCAUCACCCGGGAAGACGGCAGAGAAAGAUCCGCGUCAGAUCGUAUUCGGUUUUGGAAGGCGCAUAUGUCCAGGGAUGUACCUCGCUGAUGCAUCCUUGUUUAUCUCUUGCGCGAUGUCUUUGGCUGUCUUUGACAUCUCGAAGGUGGUGCGCGAUGGAAAGGUGAUAGAGCCCGUGAUCGACUACACGAGUGGGACAAUCAGUCAUCCACGCCCUUUCGAGUUCUCGAUAAAACCUAGAUCAGCAAAUGCUGAGGCGUUGAUCACGGCGAUGCACGAAACGAGGGAGAGGUGACCGCCGAGUGUUGAAACUGAUACGCCGCAGGCUGUUUAAAGGGUUGCACAACGUCGUGGACAUUUUUGUACACUGUCGCCCUGUGAGGGCAGUUUAUGCGGGUGCACAUAAUAAACAUCAAUCGUCGGCGC
This is a messenger RNA of Postia placenta MAD-698-R-SB12, 1678 nucleotides long. RefSeq lists its product as hypothetical. The record is from RefSeq and is a predicted model, not a curated record. Bases 9 to 1547 code for a protein of 512 amino acids. The transcript has 12 exons. Gene Ontology annotation, molecular function: monooxygenase activity; oxidoreductase activity, acting on paired donors, with incorporation or reduction of molecular oxygen; iron ion binding. NCBI's taxonomy places the organism in Eukaryota, Fungi, Basidiomycota, Agaricomycetes, Polyporales, Adustoporiaceae.